GGGAAUCGUUCGCAUCGUCUUAACACGGAAUACAACUCAUUCGUUAUGCCUUGAAAGGCCCCAAUCCACGCCUGCUCCUGCUAUAGCGUCCAUCAUGUCCUCUCUCGGCGGUGAGCGCAAAGUCUCUGCCUCCCUGAGCCGCUCCAUCCGCGGCACGACCCCCCGUCUUGCAGACCUCGCAUCCACCCCCGAAUCGCCGCGAACACCGCUCCUGCGCUCGACGUCCUCCCUCUUCGGCUCGCCCGGCGGCAGCUUCCGCACCGAGGACGAAUACGUAGUCCUGGAAAUCGGGUCGCGAUUUGUGCGCGGCGGGUUCCCUGGCGAGAGUACGCCCCGGUGCACGCUGUCUUUUGGUCUGGAGGAGCAGCGCAGGAUGGGCGACUAUCGACAGUGGGACCCGGAGUAUGGACACAAGAGACGGAAGAGGAAGAGGGGGGAGGAGUGGGGGCAGGACUAUGAGUUGUAUAGGUUGGAUUUAGCACAGGUUGAUCUGGGGCUGGUUGAGGAUAAGUUCGAGCGGGCUAUGAGGGAGGCCUAUAACAAGUACUUCCUGCUGGAUACGAAGCCGAGGCGGAUAUUGCUGGCGCUGCCCCCGAAGAUGCCGCACUCGCUCAUGUCGACGAUACUGGACGUCCUGUUUGGAAGCUUCCAAGCGCCAAGCAUCAUGCUCAUGUCAUCCCCGGUCCUGUCGACAGUCGCGGCGGGAUUGAGGUCGGCAUUGGUCGUGGAUAUCGGAUGGGCGGAAACACUUGUCACCGCCGUAUCCGAGUAUCGCGAGGUACACGAACGGAGAACCACUCGAGCAGCUAAACUCCUCAGCGAAGAGAUGGCAAAGUUACUAAAUGCUGCGUUGGCUAAUGACGUUGAAGACGGGUCUCCCAAGGCGGACGUAUCCUUUGAAGAAGCGGAUGAAGUUUUAACACGGGUUGGCUGGUGCAAGUCAAAACCCAAAUCCAACCGCAACACACUUUACUUUCCCGCGCGUACCUCGCCCAUCCUCGAGGAAUUCGAAGACGCCGUGGAAUCGCCUGAACCGUCCGUUACCAUCCCCUUCACGCGAAACACGCCGCCGACCGAAAUCACAGUCCCGUUUGCCUCGCUUGCUAAGCCCGCCGAAACCUCCCUCUUCGCACCCGGCACCGCACUGAACGAAUUCGACGACGACGAACUACCCUUGCAUCACCUAAUCUAUCGCGCCCUCCUCUCCCUCCCCAUGGACGUCCGCCGCUUAUGCAUGUCCCGCAUCAUCAUCACAGGCGGUGUCUCUGCACUUCCGGGCCUCAAAACACGCAUUCUCGCAGAAGUCGAAGCCCUUGUCCAGCAAAAAGGCUGGGAUCCCGUCCGUAGUUACGGUUCGGCCAGUGCACGCCAUGAGCAGGUUCUCCGCCAGCAAAGAGAGAUUUUCGAACUGCGACGCCAAGAAGGGGAAGACAAAGUCUCUGAAUCGCUUGAUCCAGACGCCCCGCUCCCCGCUGGCCUACAAGAUCCGGAAGAAGAUGCGAUCGACGCAAAACUCGCUCACCUUGCGCUUCGUAACGGCGCUCCACCUUCUUGCUCGAUCGGGGGAACGAUACGUGGUGUUGAGACGCUGGGUGCUUGGGCGGGCGCAAGUCUUGUAGCGCAGCAGCGGAUCAGAGGAAUUGUGGAGAUUGAGAGGGAGAGGUACCUCCAGCACGGUCUUCAGGGCGCCAACAGAGAGAAGGAAGUUUCUGUCGUGCCGCAGCGACAGAGCAUGGGGCCUGGUGUUGUGAGAGGAGCAGGAGAACGAGCGAGUUGGACCCUGGGUGUGUGGGCAUGAGGUACGUGCUCCCAUCUGAAAGAUGCUUCAUUUAGCGUUCAAGCGUAAUCCGAUACCCUCGCGAUUUAUCUUACAUUAUCCGGAGACUUUUGCGCGCUUUACC
Messenger RNA from Trematosphaeria pertusa, 1901 nucleotides. RefSeq names its product actin-like ATPase domain-containing protein. The coding region runs from base 95 to 1798 and encodes 567 amino acids. Gene Ontology annotation, biological process: microtubule-based movement. The record is from RefSeq and is a predicted model, not a curated record. The transcript has a single exon. Lineage: Eukaryota; Fungi; Ascomycota; Dothideomycetes; Pleosporales; Trematosphaeriaceae.